Molecule: messenger RNA, 279 nt
Organism: Serendipita indica DSM 11827
Lineage: Eukaryota; Fungi; Basidiomycota; Agaricomycetes; Sebacinales; Serendipitaceae
Source: the annotation of a GenBank genome assembly
AUGACCAAGCGCACCAGAAAAGUCGGCGUGACCGGAAAGUACGGUACUCGUUAUGGUGCCUCAUUGAGAAAGCAGGUCAAAAAGAUGGAAGUCACCCAACACGCCCGCUACACUUGCACAUUCUGCGGAAAGGAUUCCGUAAAGCGUACUGCUGUUGGCAUCUGGCAUUGCCGUGCGUGUCGCAAGACGAUUGCUGGAGGUGCUUGGACUGUUUCCACGACGGCCGCAGCUACCAUCCGCAGUACCAUUCGUCGUCUACGAGAAAUCACCGAGGCAUAA